This is a messenger RNA of Ziziphus jujuba (common jujube), 2701 nucleotides long. Its product is annotated as protein ALTERED PHOSPHATE STARVATION RESPONSE 1. Lineage: Eukaryota; Viridiplantae; Streptophyta; Magnoliopsida; Rosales; Rhamnaceae. The coding region runs from base 479 to 2386 and encodes 635 amino acids. The record is from RefSeq and is a predicted model, not a curated record. The transcript has 4 exons.
AUUGUCUCUGCCACAUCUCAAACCUCUCCUUUGUUGCUCCACCACCACAUUCACAGAAAGAGAAAGAGAGAGAGAGAGAGAAUUGAGAUCGAAGAAGGAAAAUCUUAUUAUUAUUAUUAUUUUUUUACCAACCCCGAAGAUUUUACGAGGAGAACGUGGCGGAAACAGUGUAAUUGAACCCGGUAAACAGUUACAGAGCCAAAAAGAAGCUGCUUUGUUGUGUUAAAAUCUGUAUUGGCAGUGUAACUUUUAGACCCACCAACAUGGAAGACCCGCCAUUGAUGAAAGCUUCGAAAUCUGCUUAAAGCAACAGUUCUUUUACCAAAGCAAACCCAAAACAGAGAAAGAAAUAAAGAAAAAAGAAAAAAAAAAAAAAACAGAUCUUUCGAUUUUCAAAAGCAUUUUCUCUGCUUUUGGCUUGCAAAAUCAAGACGCACCGCUGGUGAUCAAACUGUGAGAGAGAGAGAGAGAGAGCAAGAUGGGUUGCUGUUACUCUAGGAUUGAGAGAGAAGAGACAGUGUCUAGGUGCAAAUCAAGACAGAGAUACAUGAAACAGCUUGUGAAGGCAAGGCAAGCUUUAUCUGCAGCUCACAGCAUGUACCUGCAUUCGCUUCGAAGUACUGGCUCUGCUCUGCUUCAAUUCGCUAAUGCCGAAACCAAUCUCCAUCACCACCACCACCACAAACACCAUCUCCCGCCGGUCCUCCCCUCUCCGGCGCCGCAAACCCCGCCGCCUCCUCCACCUCCUCCGGCCCCAUUGAGCCCCAGCUCCGACACGUGGACUUCGGUCACGGCCUCCUCCCCUGCUCUUCCGCCUCCGCCGCCGCCGCCUCCGUCGUCUUCCGCUUGGGAUUUCUGGGACCCAUUUGUGCCUUCUUCUUCCAGGUCGGUGACGGAGGAGGAAUGGGAGGCCACCACCACCGCAUCGGAGGCCGUGGUCACCGUCACCGGUGCGGCCAGUACGGCAGCACCACCUUCGGUGGUCAGUGGAUUUUCCAAGGAAAGUUCGAGCGAGCUUGCUAUGGUGGUUUCGAGGAACAGUAGCAAAGAUCUGGUUGAGAUUAUCAAGGAGCUUCAUGAGUAUUUGCUCAAGGCUGCUGAUGCUGGUGCUCAGAUGUCUUCGCUCUUGGAAGUUCCGAGUGUUGGUUUUUCUUGUCAGAGUAAAGGGGAUAAAGUUUACAACCAUGGAUGGAGUUCGAGUCCAUCUGCUCUGUGGACAUGGGGAUCGAGUAGCCCCAAGUUGAACGGAUAUGGAAAAAUGGGGGAUGAAUUGGUCAAAAGUAAUUUAGGGAGUGGGGUUGGAAAUAUUAUCAAUAGCAGCCAUUGUUCCACUGUGGAGAGGCUUUAUGCUUGGGAAAAGAAAUUGUAUGAGGAAGUGAAGGCUGCUGAGACCAUAAAGGUAGAGCAUGAGAAAAAAGUGACAACUUUGAAGAAGCUACAGAUGAAGAGGGCGGACUAUAUGAAAACUGAGAAAACAAAGAAAGAAGUGGAAAAAUGUGAGUCACAAAUGAUGGUUGCUUCGCAAGCCAUUGAAACAACAUCUAUGGAAAUCAUCAAACUGAGGGAGACCGAGCUAUACCCUCAGCUUGUUGAGCUUGUUAAAGGAUUGAUGUGUAUGUGGAGAAGCAUGUAUGAGUGCCACCAGGUUCAGAAGCAUAUUGUUCAGCAACUCAAAUACCUCAACAUUAUCCCAUCUGCCGAACCUACUUCCGAGAUUCACAGGCAAUCAACUCUUCAGCUUGAGCUUGAAGUCCAACAAUGGCACAUGUCCUUCUGCAAUUUAGUUAAGGCCCAACGUGACUAUAUCCAGUCCCUCACUGGCUGGCUCCAUCUUAGCCUAUUCCAAUUUAGCAGAAACCCACUAUCAAGAACUGGUCAAGAAUCAAAGAUUUACUCGCUAUGUGAAGAAUGGAAGCUCACAGUUGAUCGUAUUCCAGAUAAAGUAGCAUCUGAUGGAAUCAAGAGCUUCUUGACUGUGAUACAUGCCAUUGUUGUUCAACAAGCUGAUGAAAAUAAACAGAAGAAGAAGUCAGAAUCGGUAUUUAAAGAUCUUGAGAAGAAAGUGGUGUUGCUUAGAUCACUCGAAUGCAAGUAUGGUCCAUAUUCGAUGCCUGAUUCCUCUGGAUCAUCAGGAAAGAACCCGGUUGCAGAGAAGAGAGUGAAAGUGGAAAUUCUGAGAGCAAAAGCAGAGGAGGAGAAAACGAAGCAUGAAAAAUCAGUGUGUGUGACAAGAGCAAAGACACUAAAUAACUUGCAGAUGGGGUUGCCUCAUGUUUUCGAGGCCAUGGUUGGAUUUUCUAGUGUGUGUAUGCAUGCUUACGAGGCGGUAUACAACCAAUCAAAAGGUGCUGAUCAGGAGCAUGAUGUGAAAAGGAUACUACCUUGAGAAAAAAGAAAUUUAGGUGUUUUAGGAAGAAACAAGUUGUUUUCUUUUUGUGUAUAGACAUGUGGAUUGUUGCCAGCAAGAUUUUCACCUCUUCAGCAUCAUUUUGACACAAUUUUAAGAUGCAAAACAGACUGAGGGAUGCGGCCUCUGGCAAAUUGUGUUACUAAUGGAAGUUUACUUGGAAAUGGCGCAAUUGGUUUGGUACAAAGUGUUACAGAGUAGUUUGAAAUAUGAUUCAGAGCUUGGAACUUCGAGUUAUUUUUCAUAACUUGUUUGGUUUUGUCAUAGGAAAAUAUGUGAAUUCUCUUUUAACCA